ACAAAAAAACAAAAAACAAAUUCAGUUCACAAGGAAUGGAAGAUCAAGAUUGUGAUGAAAAUAUGCCAACUGGAUUGACGGCCAUGAUUCAAGACGACGACGACGUCGUAUCUAUAACUUCCGACGACCAUGAUGAAAAAGCAGGUGGUGGUGGUGGUGGUGGUGGUCCUUAUAAUAUGCAAAUAACUCCGGCGACGGAAUUUCUUCCGUUCCAACAAAUGAAUCCCGGCGAAUAUCCAUGCUCGGAAGAGAUUAUCUUUUAUGAUUUGGAAAAGGAAGAUGAAGUAGAAGAAAAUGAACCUGGUCAGACAGGUGGGGAAUUAUGCCAACAACAAAAGAGAAAGCGUUCUAAUUAUUUGCAUAACCUGAAUGAGAAGGUGAGUAGAGUUUCACUCGUGCGCAGACAAAAACUUCAGGGUAAAAUGAAAGCUCUCCAACAAUUGAUUCCCAACUGUGACAAGGUUUUCUUUCUUCCCCUUUAA
Messenger RNA from Erythranthe guttata (spotted monkey flower), 482 nucleotides. The record is from RefSeq and is a predicted model, not a curated record. NCBI's taxonomy places the organism in Eukaryota, Viridiplantae, Streptophyta, Magnoliopsida, Lamiales, Phrymaceae.